AGCGACCUCCGCGCUCAACCUGAGCAGCAGUCGCCGGAUCAAGCCAUCCCGGUUGAUGAUAUCGCGACGUGUCUUGGGAUUGCAUAAACAAUCAAAUCAUCCGACGGCCACCGAGUUGCCAUUGCCAGCUCUGCCUGGCCGCGAGGCCGCCCGUAUCGGUGUGCCUAGGUAUGCAGUGUAUUUCGCAUAUGGCCGCGUCUGAUUUGGCCUCUUCCUUCAUUCCAUCCGUCCGCGCGCGGUACGGCGACUCCCGCAUCUGAAACAGUUGAGCCCGCCUCCGCUGCCGUGUGCUGCACUGAGCAGUGAGCCAGUUCCCUGUCCGCCCACAGACAAUUGAGCGUUUACACCAAAGCUCCAGGGGUGGCACAGGUAUUCAUUCCCCACCUCGCCGAGAUGCCCGACCUCAAUAGCGUCCCGCCAUCGCCCCGGGCCCUGGCUGCCACCCGCCAGCAGCCGCCCUUGUAUAACGCCAUGGCUCCGCCGCCCGCCCCGAUACCAUCCGCCCCGAGCAUUCUCCCGUCGAACCAGCCAACCGCCAACACGAUGGCUUCUUCUUCCCCUGCCCUCACCUCGCCCAGCCUUCCGCCAGCGGCUGCCGUUGCUGGCCAAGACAACACGGGCGUCGGGCCUGGACCAGGACCGCUUCGACAUCCUCGGCCGCUCACCGCCGCAGAGCUUCAUAUGCAGUUGGAAAAAGAGCAGGAGGCUGUGGUCAACCGCCUCACGCGAGAGCUGUCGCUCCUGCGCGCUGCCCAGAACGCCUCGGUUGUUUCCAACACAUCAUCUACAUCUGCCAGCGGAGCCGACGGGACCCCUGGGCCGGACCUCAUAUCGGGCGCGGGUUUCUCGAUUCCCUCCUCGACCGGUCGUCAACACAACCGCACAUCUUCGAGCGCGAGUGCCCGGAGCCAGGCCGCCCUGAUGAGCACAUCGUUUGGCGCCAGCUCUAUGGUCGGCGCUGCCUCGGGCCCGCUGCCAGCUCAGGCGGGCCGCCCAUACGGAGGUAGCCUGAGCAGGCAGAACAGCACCGCCUCCCGCCGGAGUCGCGCCAGCUCCCCCAUCCAUGCCACGCACGCCGCCGCACAACCUCAACCGCACCACCCACACUACCCACCCCACCACAACCACCACAACCACCACCAACAUAGCCCGGCGGACCCACUCCCAGGGGCCGGAUACUUCCACCGUGCUCAGCCAGGGUCAGGGCCAACUCCCUCGGAGUUGUCCCCCGGGCUGAUGCCAGCAACUAGUCGGUACGAGGAGGUGGCCUUCUACCGCUCCGAACUAGACUCGGCCAAGCGAGAGAACGACAUCCUCCGCCGCCGUAUACGUGAGCUAGAGCGCGCUGUCCGCGACCGCAGAGCAAGCGAUGCCAGCCGCGCCCGAUCUGAAAGCGCCUCGACGAGCGCUAGCGUGGCAGUAAGCGCUGCGGGCGCUGGAGCAGCCGGGGCCGGUGCAAGCGGCGGCGUGGCGAUUGCGGGCCGGCGGGAAGGCGCCGGACGUGAGGGGGUGGCCAGCUCGUUCAGUAUCGCCGGUAGCGUCGGAGUCGGCGUUCCUGAGGACGAGGUGUGCGUCGGUGAAAGCGCCGCCAGUGCCGGGCUGAGGGCACAGCCCGCCUCUUGAACAUACAAGGGAGCUACUUUGUUGGCUAGCUGGAUACAGAGUGUGGAACGACUCCCGGGACGGUUGGCGACCAGAUGCGGUGGCACACCACCCUGGUUUCACGAUGGCUCCUGGGGCUGUCUUCUCUCUAAAUCCGAUUGCCGCCGGAUUUACUAUCUUGCACAGGCUGUUUUUGUCUCUAUCUCAUCUUCUUAUUCUUUGCCUUCGUGAUGUUACUUUUAGAAGCCUACAGGUGUUCAAAAUUAGCGGAUAUUUCGCUCCUGGUUGACUCUGGUAUUUUCUCCUUCCUUUGCCUGCUGAUCCGCUGUCAUCCAGCCGUGUCAUAGGAUAUCUCUCUAAAGAGCUAGUGUUUGCGGUGAAUCAAGAGGCAUGCUUUACGAGCUUGGCCUGGGGAGGCGUGGCAACGGCUAAUACAAUACAACUGUUCUUUACAAGUUCCACCCGGUUUAUGUGUUUGUAGGAUUGUUUGGACUGCCGUAAAAGGGACAUAAAGGCACACGAUAGUUACAUUCAAGCCAUGUGCCGAAUCUCCC
Messenger RNA from Gaeumannomyces tritici R3-111a-1, 2156 nucleotides. RefSeq lists its product as hypothetical. The transcript has 2 exons. Lineage: Eukaryota; Fungi; Ascomycota; Sordariomycetes; Magnaporthales; Magnaporthaceae. Bases 394 to 1623 code for a protein of 409 amino acids. The record is from RefSeq and is a predicted model, not a curated record.